Messenger RNA from Racocetra persica, 1381 nucleotides. The record is from the annotation of a GenBank genome assembly. NCBI's taxonomy places the organism in Eukaryota, Fungi, Glomeromycota, Glomeromycetes, Diversisporales, Gigasporaceae.
AUGGGAAAAAUGUGUGAAAAGAAGCUUCUAGUCAAACCAAGGUUUGUGCCAAGACACUCACUUUCCAUAAAACCAUACAUGUCGUUUCAUUUUGUUAUUGGCAAUCCUCACGAUUCAUUACUGCUCGAAACUAGAAUAAUAACCAUUACAUUAUGGAACCAAUCUCUCAAUCACAUCAAAAUCAUGGGUUUAGAAGCUAUAUUCUUUAUUCUUGAAGUAUGGUUGUUGAGCCAUUUAGUUUCGUCUCAAUGGACAAAAGUACUAAAGCAUAGUACUUUUUCUGAGUAUAGAAUUAAAUUCAAAGAACCGCGUCUUUGUGAUAAAACUGUUCAACAGUAUUCAGGGUAUUUUGAUAUUAAAGACACUAAACAUUUAUUCUUUUGGUUUUUCGAAUCGAGAAGUAAACCUCAAGAAGACCCGAUCGUCCUUUGGCUUUCCGGUGGCCCAGGAAAUCCUUCUGUGAAAAGUUUAUAUUUCGAACUUGGUCCUUGCUUUGUUAAUCCAGGAGGAAAUGAUACAACUCUUAAUCCUUACUCAUGGAAUAACAACUCUAGUUUAAUUUUCUUGGAUCAACCAAUUAAUACAGGAUAUUCUUAUGGUGAUGAUGUAUCUGAUUCUUUCACCGCUGCACAUGAUAUAUACGCAUUUUUACAAAUCUUUUUUCAAGAAUUUCGCCAAUAUGCUAAUUUAAAUUUUCAUAUUGCUGUAAACCCGCUAGUGCAAUUUAAAUACUAUCCAGAUAUUGCCUGUGAUUCACCUUAUGGACCUGUAUUAGAUAAUUCAGCUUGUAACCAGAUGAGAAAAGAUUAUAUUCAAUGUGCUAAAUUGACUAAAACAUGUUACGAUUCAAAAAAUAUACCAGAUUGCGUAACAGCUGAACAAUGUUUUAAUGGAAUGACCCAAAUUUAUCGGAAUACCAAUAGAAGUGAUUUUGAUAUAAGAAAAUCUUGUAAAGAAGAUUCGUGUUAUCCAGAACUCCAAGAUAUCGCGAAAUAUUGUAACCGUGAAGAUGUUAAGAUUGAAUUGGGUGUUAAUCUUUCGUUGGCCUUUCAACUUUUAAACGCGAAUAUUUUUGACAAAUUCUUCAAUUCUGGUGAUAUAAUACGUCGUUUCGACAUAUAUAUUCCAUCACUCUUGGAAAGCAAAAUUCGAGUAUUAAUAUAUGCUGGCGAAUUUGACUUUAUUUCUAAUUGGCUUGGUUGUGAUGCGUGGACAAAAGCGCUUAAAUGGAGCGGCACUGAAGGCUUUAACAAUGCUAAUAUUUCUCGUUGGAUAACGACUACUGGUAAUUAUGCUGGUGAUGUUAGAACAUUUAAAGGAUUUACGUUCCUGAAAAUCUUAAAUUCAGGUCAUUUAGUACCAGUUGAUCAGCCAAUUGCAA